AUGGCUCAGCCAUCAAUAAUCACACAUUCAUCUAUGACCGGGGAUGCUGGAGAAACCUCGGUCCGCACCUACAUCGACAAUACCCUUACGACUUUACUCCAUGAGCUUUCGCUACCACCGUCAGAAGGACAACCGUCAGUUACACUGCGGCGGAGAACAAAUCCAGCUGGAUACAACAUCAACCCACAGAAUGGCGCACUGGAAGCAAUUCAGCCGGUGGUCUCAUACCGGACUUAUACCUGGCCAGGGAACUCGGCAUUUGAAGCAUGGAGGUUCACAAUUAUCGUUCGAAUCCUUUCAGUGAUCGAUGAGGCGAUAAGAGUGGGACAAUUGAUUUCGAAGAGGGACAUUUACUAUACUGACCCGGCAUACUUCAGAUCGCAGCAUGUCGUGGAUAGAAUUGUGGAUGACCUUGCAUACACUAUUGGCGUGGAUCGAGCGGCUUUGAAUAUUGAAGCAGCGGGGAAAGGACUGGUGACUGGGUCAUUUGUUUUGAGACGUGAAUCACAGAUCGUGCUAGAUGCCAGGUCUUCUUCUCAGGACACUUUGAUUCCUCGAAUCCAGGAAAACGACGAAAUUGAUAUAUUUGGCGCUCGCUGGGUGCUCAUCAUUGAGAAAGAAGCAGUGUUCCAUCGACUUGCAAGGAAUAAUCACCACACGACAGCUCUUGCUGGUAAAGGCAUCCUCAUCACUGGGAAAGGAUAUCCGGAUAUUUGCACGCGUGCAUUCAUCCGACGGCUCUUCGAUUUCGCAUCCAAUAGCAAUAGACGCCCGCCGCCCAUUUAUGCACUGGUUGAUGGAGAUCCCGAUGGUAUAGCGAUUAUGUCGACGUACAAGUAUGGGUCUCUAGCGCACCUCCAUGAGAACACACGACUUGCUGUGCCCGGAUUGAAGUAUCUUGGAAUUCGAGUAUCGGACGCAGUCGUGGACUCGGAUGUUUCGGAGAGCGUCCUUCUUCCUUUGACUGCCAGGGACCACAGGAAAAUUCACUCCAUGCUCCGCAAUAGUCCCAUCUGGGCUGAUGGCGGGCCAGAGCCUGAAUGGCGUGUUGAGCUGCAGAGGAUGUUGAUGCUAAAUGUCAAAGCGGAAAUUGAGACGAUCUAUGAGCGUGACGGUGGCCUUGAAGCAUGGAUUGAUCGAAAGAUGUUCCGGCAGGCAUAG
Messenger RNA from Penicillium pulvis, 1161 nucleotides. RefSeq lists its product as uncharacterized. Gene Ontology annotation, molecular function: DNA topoisomerase type II (double strand cut, ATP-hydrolyzing) activity; DNA binding; ATP binding. NCBI's taxonomy places the organism in Eukaryota, Fungi, Ascomycota, Eurotiomycetes, Eurotiales, Aspergillaceae. Gene Ontology annotation, biological process: meiotic DNA double-strand break processing; meiotic DNA double-strand break formation; reciprocal meiotic recombination. The coding region runs from base 1 to 1161 and encodes 386 amino acids. The record is from RefSeq and is a predicted model, not a curated record. The transcript is spliced from 7 exons. Gene Ontology annotation, cellular component: nuclear chromosome.